AUGUUUGUGAUGGUGUCUGCGCUGAGUGACGUCGUGGCUGGAACUACUGGAGUUAAGAGGGAGAGGGAGGAGAAUGAUGAGAUUCAACCUCGUGUUCGUCCUACGGGUACUCCUCCUUUUUCUCUUCCUCCUGCUAUGGACUUCAAUCUUGAUCCUCCAUGGCCUCUGCAAUUGUCAUAUCCUAGUGUUCAACACCAUUAUCAUGGUGCUCAUGUCCCCAUGUCUGCACCUCCCACCGCCACCAUGAUGCCACCGCCUCUGGCGUUUUUAGAGAUGGACAGCAUAUUGAAGCUACAAAGAUUGUCUUCCCAGAACCGAAAUGGGUCUCAGAAGACUCUGCAUAUUGAUGUUGGAGAAGAUGGUGUGAAGAUCAAAAAUGAGGAAAAACCCAAAACUGAGAUCAAUUUGGUAAAUUUUAGCAGUGAAGAUCCUGUGAAGAAAGAUGAAGGCAAGAGCAGCGAGCAGCCCAUAUCUUUAAGAUCCCGUCUCAUGAAAAUGUUCAAGAGGCCCACGAAAGGAGAGAACUACACUAUCUCCCAGGCACUUGUGAGUGUGGACAGGAUAAUCUUAUUUGUAGCAACUACUUGCGUGGUUGGAACUACCAUCAACGCCAUUGACAACGUGGGUCAGAUUGGCAAAGCCCUGGGUUACACUACUGUGAAUAUCAGAACUUUUGUUUCUCUCAUUAGCAUCUGGAACUUUCUAGGCCGUGUGGCGGAAGCACUUUUCUCCGAGUUUCUGCUUCAAAAGUACAAAUUUCCCAGGCUAUUGAUUUUCACAAUAGUAUUGCUUAUCGCUUGUCUUCAGAAUGUCUUUACAGCUUUUCCUCUGCCAGGAUCACUGUAUGUAGCCUCAGCCGGUUUAGGCCUGUCUUUUAGAACUCGGUGGCCCAAAUCCUUAAGAUCGUGUCUGGUCAAUGGACUGCAUAUAAAUAGCAAUUGGAGGCAGAGAGAAAACAAGGGUAAGGGACAAUACAAGGUCAUGAAGCACCUUCCCUACUGUGGGUAUAUGGAUCUGAAGAAGGCAUCUUUUAUGGCCAGAAAAGUAGCUGUGGGUCUAUGGUUCGUGGUAUUUAUAUGCUUUCUAAUUAUGUGCCCUUCUGAAGGGACUUUCAUGCGUGGUGCAUGUACAGAAACUCAAUCUGCCCAAACAAUUUCAGACAGUAAUUUCAAUAAAUAUGUUCCAGUUGUUCAUUCGGGUCAUUCUGCUUCAGAAAAGGUUCUUCAUUCUGCUGUUACUGUCUUUAACGUAGAAAAAUAUGGAGCACGAGGCGAUGAAAAGCAUUCUACUGAGAGAACUGCAGCUACGAUGGAUAGGGUGCUCAAGGUUCGCAAACUUUCCGAACCAAGUAAACCUAAGCUUGAUCCAGGACAGGGUGCACAGCAUAAUUAAAGAAUACAUUUUAUGACUAUAUCAUAUGGUGUAUUCAGAUAGGUUAUUGAAGUUCAAUUAGAAAUAGUUAUAAUGGGUGCCUUUAAUUAUGGUGAGGCAAUGUUUAUUUCCUUC
Messenger RNA from Cryptomeria japonica (Japanese cedar), 1506 nucleotides. RefSeq lists its product as uncharacterized. The coding region runs from base 1 to 1392 and encodes 463 amino acids. Lineage: Eukaryota; Viridiplantae; Streptophyta; Pinopsida; Cupressales; Cupressaceae. Gene Ontology annotation, cellular component: membrane. The record is from RefSeq and is a predicted model, not a curated record. The transcript is spliced from 3 exons.